GUAGUUCUAAGUCUUAGUUUCGCAAAUAAUAUAAAUUGGGAAUCAUUUUUGUUAAGUCAUUCGAAUAUUUUUUGCUUCUGAAAAGCUUCUAAUUUUGAAUAAGUUAUUUAAAUAAAUAUAUUUUAGUUACUUUUUGCAAUAAAACCUGUUAAAUUUGCUUAAUUUGAUAAGACCGACAGGGGGCGCAUCUUCUUUACACGGGACCUUCAAAGGAAGUAGAACAUCCUACCGUCACGCCGGCUAACUGUUCUCACAACAGAAUUUAACGUUUUGUUUUGAUAUUCUAAACUAAACAACCAUGUCAUCUGGUAUCAAAAUCGCCGACGAAGUCAAAGAAACUUAUCAGCAGAUAUCUAUGACAAGUACAAAAUCAACCAAACUGAAAUAUUGUAUAUUAAAAUUCUCAGAUGAUUCUAAACGAAUCAUUGUAGAGAAAAGUGCUUCAGCUGAAGAAGAUUCUGAUUAUGAUACUAUAAUUUCGGGUCUUCCUCCCAAGGAUGUUCGAUACCUUGCCUACGACUUUGAGUUUGUCAAUAAAGAUGGAACAAAGAAGAGUGAAAUGAUACUUGUUUCCUGGUAGGUACCAAUUUUAAAAUGUUAAUUACGCCCGCCCCAGUGGUAUUCCUAACUCCUUAACUGCACUACCACUAAUAUACUACAAAGUGGGAUAUCCGGAAGUGGAACUGAUUUUUCUGGCAAAGCCACAGACGUUAGUCAUAAUUAGAGUAAGUAGUGUGUAAUCUUAUAAUUUAACUAUGGGAAUUUAAUGCAAAUGAAAUGGGUAGGUUAUUGGUUGUUUAUUGACAUUUUCAGCAUACCUAGUUCUCCAGGUCAACUUUCGUCUACAGCCCCUAUUCAAAAGAUUUUGAUAUUUAUGUUUGAGUUUGUUUUCACUUAAUUAAUGCAAGUUUUUGUUUUCUUAUUUUAUUUUUUUGUAAUGAGGGUUCUUCCCUCUCCAGAAGAUCUUGGUAAAUUUUGGGUUAAUGGUAUGGGUUUUGCCAAGAGUUGUCUCACCCUAAACUCCGUGACGUCACUUAAGGGGAAUCCCAACACUGGACUUCCGGUGAAUAGACCAAUAAAUUGUAUGACCUGAACGAUGAAAGAAAAAACACCCCUUUGCUUGAUACCCCAAGACCCAACACCGGUGAAAAAAAGACGCACGAUAAAAAUCGAAGUGCGCUUUUGUUAAAACUUCAGUAACAAAAGGGAGACUACUGCUUAAAUUGCAGGAACCCCCCACCCCCCACUCCACUUUAAAUAACAAAAUUAACAAAGAAAUCCUCUGGGCCUGCCCUCCUCCCACCCCUCCCCCAAUUUCAAAAAAUAUAAAAUAAAACAAAAACUUGCAUUAUGUGAAUACAAACAUCAAAAUCUUUGAGUACAGCGCUGUAGACGGAAGUUGACUUGGGGUGGAACCUCCGUGACCUAUAUAUAUGCUUGGAACACAUUGCCAGCCUUACAGCUAUCCAAAAAUCAACCAAGAUCUUUUUGCAAAGCUAUUUAAUCAGUAGUCUCACUUAUGUUACUGAAGUUUUAACAUACCGGUGCCGGGUGCCUUGUUUUUCAACUAAUCAAAAGAAAGCACCUUUAGCGCGCAUCUUUUUCUUUCCUCCUGUGUUGGGUCUCAGGGGGUAUCUGCGAGGAUGUGUUUCUUUUUCCAUUUCUUUUGAAACAUCUAAAUUUAAUUUUAAUACAAAUUAAUGUAAAAUUUCGUUUUAACCCUUUACAUUGCAGAGCGUCCAAAAACGUCUUUACUACUUAAAGGGCAAAACGUCCAAAAGCUUUUGUGACAACUAAGAGUUGUAAACACGCAAUCGCAGAGUCUUUGCUUGACUUCCGAUUGUUUACAUCCGGUUUUGCCAAUAGCUUGAUAGAGUGGCAAAUUUUGUUGUAGUUUUCGGGGUUUUAAUGCUUUGUUUUUCAAAAUGUAUUUUGACGAUUCUUCAAGGGAUAGCGGAGAUUUCACUGGAUUCAAUUUAAGUGACAUUGAAGUGCAUGAAUUGACUAUAAAUCGGAACUAGAUAUUAAUAUUAGUAGUAAUAUUUGUGAAAUCAGCGUCUUAAGCAGUGUUGAAUUGUACACCCUUCGAUUUCAAGCAGGGAGAGACAACUCUUGUCAAAACCCAAACCGUUUAUCCAAAAUUUACCAACUUAAUCUAAAUGAACAGAACAUCUAUUUCGUAUUUGAUAAAUUUACAUAAUAAAUAUAUUAAAAUGUAUUUAUAAGUGCAUGAUAAUUAAAUUUUAAUAAUUAAAGUUAAUAUUAAAACUUUUAAUACCUAGCGUUAAUCCUGAAAAUAAAUUUUGUCUAAAAUUAUCAAUUUCUUAAAACUUUUUUUUUACACAUGUCCCACCUAUUGCCAUAAAUGAUGCAUUAUUUUUAAUGGCUUGUUUUAAGCUUUGUAAAAACACCAAGUUUAUCUUUCUAUCUUUUAUAGGAAUGGAGUUAUGUUUUUGUUUUGUUGUUCAAUUUUCAUAAAGCCCCAUAUUUAUGUUUUCUUUUCAAUGAAGAAAAUUUGUAACCACCUUUCCAUUUUUGUGCCUUAUUCUGCCCACAACUUAUUAUUUUACAAGAUAAUUAUACUAAAUUUUUAUGAGAUAUUCUUAAUGCCAAAUACAACACAAUGAACAACAAAACUUUAACGUAACAUCAAAACUUGGUAUAUUGUAUAACUUUGAGAGGUCUUUACUGAAUAAUAAUUUAAUCCAAGAAAUUAUAAAUAGAAAAUUAAAAUAUUUUCUCUUGAACCUAAAACUGAAAGAAGCCUAGAAAUAACAUCUAAUCAUAACCCUGAACCCACACAAUUUCUAUUUUCUUUCGAAUAUUCUUGUGUUUAUUAAAAUUUAGUUCUUUUUAUUUUAAAAAAAAUUAGUUAGAAAUAUUAAGUAUUUGACUUUUACAAAUCGUCAUAGUUAUUAUGUAUUUAUUAAAUAGAUGGUGAUGAGUUAAGUCUUAUUUAUUUAUUUGAUGUACGAUGUACUUUUAAAUAGAUUUUCUAGUCUAUUUUAUAUAUAUUACCAGACCUGCCAACCCUUCCGAUUUUGUCAGAAAUAUUAUACAGAUUUUUUACCCCUCAUUCCGACAAACCCCUUAAAAUUCAGAUUUUUCUAACUUAAUAAUUUUUCACCUGUUAUAAAAAUCCGAAAGUGACCACCCCAAAAAAAAAAAAAUCAGUUGCGACAGGAAGUGUUGUAUUUGUUUUACAAAAUUGCGUGAAGUAUUUGACAGUCAUCCUAGUCAUGUGACCGCUUAUUGUCAAUCAGAGUUUACGGUACUUUAUUUCAACAAAUUAAAAAUAGUCUGGAUAUUUACAUGAAAAAAAAUAUGUUCAAUUAUACAAAAAAAAAUACUAGAACCAUUGCUGGUAUAUAUAAUGAACUGUUGGUUAAAAAGUUGCAAUGUUUUUAUAAAGCCUGACAUGCUUGCCGGAUGAAUAUCUCCCGCACUAUUUGUCCGGUCGCCUGACAUGAAGACACUGUCUUCAAAUCAUUUUUCAAACAUUUGAUCCGAUCGUGAUUCAUCUUUUUUACAAUGCUAAAAAAUAAUUCAGACUUUUUUUUUGUUGGUUUACCCUUUUCUUUAUUAAAUAGUUAAAUCUAUUGAAAGUGAUGGGUACAAUGAUAUUAAUUAAGGACACCAAUACAUUUUACUGGUUAAAAUUUGUAUAAACCCAAAUGACUUAAAAUAUUUUCUAACCUAAAAGAAUGUUUUAUGUGUCUGAAAAACCUAUUUUAGUUGAUUAAAAAGGAUCCUAAAGUAAGAGUGGUUUUGAGUUGAGAAAAGAUGAAGCAGUAACACACUCGUGCUUGCUGUUAAAAGGUCAAGAUCAUAUUCAUUACACAUAGUGAACAGAAUCACAACAUUCAUACCAUAUGCUUCUUCGUUCCAUUUACUCUCAUAUUAUCUAUACUUAAAUGGGUCUUUGGAUUCAUUUUCCAUUAGUUUUCUAUUAUUUUAAUGAUACAUAUCAAAUUUACUGUAAAAAAAAGUGUAGACAUCACAGCACAUUUGGAUUGGACUGUUAAAAAUUUUAAUAUUAUUUUAUUAAUAGAAUAGGCCUAAUAAAUAUAAAUGUUUCCAAAAAUGUAUAAGUAUUUAUAAAAGCCUAUACAAUUUACUAAAAGUAUUAGAAUAUUACAUUGAAAUUAAUUUUUUUUUUAAUGCAAAAUUAAGUUACCUAAUAAUACUACUAAUUAAUCAUUCUAUUAUUAAUAGAAUGGUAUUAAGCCUUUGACAGUGGUAUAGAUUAAGCUAUUUUUUAAAUUAUAAACAUAGUGAUAGCUUAAAUUAAUUUUUUUUAAAUCAUAUUGGUUUCUGUUAUUUUUUUACUUUAAAAAAAUAAAGAUUGUACAAAUAGUAGUUGCAUUUUAUCCAUAGUUUUGAUUAUGCAAUGUACAUAGACUUUGAUUUAAACAAGCCCCUUAUAUCCAUGUCUCUUUACCCUAAUACAGUGAAACAUAAGGUUGUAAGACAUUAAAUUCGAUAACUUUGUCAAAACAGACAAUAUUUAGUUAAUUAUAAUCUUUGUCAUGUUGAGUUAUUUUAUAGGAAUUUUAUAUUUAAAUAGGCAUCCAGAGACUUCUCCUAUCAAGCAAAAGAUGCUCUGUGCCUCUUCCUUCAAUGCCCUCAAGUCCUGUCUGUCUGUCAGCAAGAAUGUCAUAGAGGGAAGUUGCUUUGAAGAAGUUUCCAGUGCCGCUGUUUUGGAAAAGCUGAGGCGUAACUGAAUAAGUCUUAUUAUAGGUACGUUUUUUUAUUCUUGAAGGUUUGCAUUCCCUGUGAGAAUUUGUGAGAUGCUUCAAUACAUUUGUAUCUUGCUUAGUCAAUCUUAUCCUCGCCCCAUCUCUUUUUACCUGGAAUUUCAUUGUACAUCUGCCAUUUCUACUUUAGUUGGGGGGAAAGCUAUUUCUUCACUUUGUAAUGGUAAACUGGAAAUUUAAUAUUUUGAUGGUGCUGUGGCUGUUAGUCAAGGCAAAUAUAUAGCUUGUUUAUACAUGACAAAGCUGUGACCAUUAAGGCUUUAAUUUAAUUUGUGUCAUUUUCACCAGUGUCUGCUACUGUUUUUUUUUCUUUUUAUGCGUGAGUCUAAUGCAUCUAACUUGUCUCCCUACAUCAAUGUCAGAGGGGCAUUUUUUUUUUUUUAAAUUGCGUUGAAAUUUAAAACUUCUUAUAUUUAUCUAAAUACAUAAUUUCCUUUAUUUCAGGUGUGCUGAAAAAGCUUUUGGAAGAUGUCAGUCCGUAGGGAAAUAUUUUUUGGAGGGGCAUGCUUGUCAGUAAUUACCCAUGUUUACAAUGUACAUUGACUUUUUCUCCCCCCUUGUUUUACUUGUUUUGGGGAGAUAAAAAAUGUAACUUUUAUUAUUUUUCACUCACAAUACUUUUCGAAAUAUAGGGAAACAAAAAUUGCUGCAAAUUUCCAGACUGAGGGUUUCAAGGUUCAAGUAAAAAUAUUUAUAUAUUUUUACCUUCACAAAUCAAAAUACUUAUUGAAGUGUGUUCAUUUAAUAUUUUAAUUAAUUUUUUUCUUCUUCUCUAUGCAGUCUUAUCUUAUGUAAUUAUUAAACUUUUAUCAAAAAUAUGUGCAGUUCUAAAUUGGUGAUUUUAAAUUGACCUUUUGACUUAUUCAGCAUUGUUACGUUAAUUUAAAACAUUGAACAGCGUCCCUCCAUUUUUUUUUUAAAUAUGAAUUUCCUUAAUUAAAGUAAUUUAAUGCAUUUUUUAUUUUGAACAUGGCAUCUUUUUCUUUUGUUGCAACUUUAGAAAUUUUCUUUGAUCCAUUAAUUUCAUCAUAGGGUCUUUUAAGAAAAAUUUAUUGAUGAUUGUUUUGAAUAAUUUGAAUUAAUUCCUAGUAUCAUAUUAAGUCAGUUAUCAAUAAAUAGUGUGUGCUCUUAAAACUUUUUUUUAAAAAAGAAAUGUACCUAAUUUCGAAAUGUACCCAAUUUCUUUUGUUCUUUACUUUAAAAAAAUAAUAUUUUUAAAAAAUAUUAAUUAAAUUAUUUGUCAUUGGGUAAAAAAUGUCAUUUGCUAUUUCAUUAGGUAUUUAUAAAAUUAAUGCUCAAUACAGUAUCUUAUUUAUAAUACCAUGCUAAAUAGUUGUAUUUUUAUUUUUGGAAAGGUAAUUGAACAAAUUAAGGGGGGGAACUUGUUUUACACUGGUAUUAAUGCUAUAAUUUAAGUAAAGUAUUUCAAAUGCCUAUGAUCUCUUUGUAAACAUAAUACCAGGGAAGAACUCUGCUUAGCUGGUAUUGGAUUUCUAUCUUUACGACUAUUAUUAGUCUUAAAUUCAGCCGUUUUCGCUUGGGGUGAAAUUUACUGUAUUCACACUUAACAAAAUUAUAACUUUUAAGAUGACACUUGCAACUAGUACAACCAAAACCCCCCCCCCCGGUGAUUUGGGGGCUGAAGCCACAACACUGAAUGUAAGUGGGUGUGUUUGCAAGCAGAGAUUAAAAUAUAUGAUCAUAUUAAACAAAAUUAUAACUUUUAAGAUGACACUUGCAACUAGUACAACCAAAACCCCCCCCCCCGGUGAUUUGGGGGCUGAAGCCACAACACUGAAUGUAAGGGGGUGUGUUUGCAAGCAGAGAUUAAAAUAUAUGAUCAUAUUGUCGCUUAAAUUUUCAAUGAAAUGCCCCCAAACCCUGCUGGAUAUUUUAUGCAUACCUUGGGCAUCAUUGAUAUAAAAAUCACCAAUUAAAAUCAAUUAUUUUCCCUUGCGGGUUAUAUAGCUACAAGCUUUUGAAGUAAAUCAUUUGGUCAAACUCAUUAUUUCUUUAGGAGCUUUUUAAAGAAGUUUUUCAGAUAAUUAUAACUGUUGACUGGCGAGUAAUUUCCUAGUCUUACUUAUUAUUCAUACACAUUAUGCGCUGUGUACCACUUUUAUAUACAUGCAAAUAAUAAACUGUUACUUCUUAAAUAGAAAAGGUUUUAUUGUUUCCCCCCAUUAAGUUAUAUAUGUGAAAAAGGUAAUUUCUUAUGCUAAAUUAUUGUCUGUGCAUGUCUGAUGGGUAAAAUAAUUUUUUUUUUUUUUUUUAUAUAUAUAUUUACCACCUUAGACUAAAGAACAGAAUAACUAUAACUAAAUCUUAUAAUUUGGCUCAAGAAUUCUUGUCAAAAAAAUAUAUAUUUUUUAGCAGUAGUAGUAGUGGACAUGAUUUUGAGAGUAAUGAAAUUGUCAUUAAAAUUACAUGACUACAAAUGUAGGUUCCAUUAAUAAUAUGAAUGAACUUUUAAUUGUAAAACUUCAGGAGAAAACUAGUUUAAAGAGCAAGUACAUUUGUUUUAGGUGUAAGUCUGAGGACUGUUACUAACGUAUCAUUGGAGAAAAUAUUCUGUAUUUAAAAACCAAAAUAAAACAAAUGACAAGCAGUUAGUUUAUUGGGAAACAAAAGAACAAGGCUUAAAAUUAUAUUCCUUAUUAAACUGAAUAAGCACAAAAAUAGUGCUCAAAGUUGCUUAUCAUGUCCACUAAUUUAUUGAUCCAUUAUGUUAUGUAAAUUUGUAAGCUUCAAGGCCUGAGAUAUUUUACAGUGGAGUAUUAAACAGGCCCAAAAGUUACCUCUUUCAACAGUAACAUCACAUUGAUUUGUAGAGAAUGAGCAAGAUCUCAACAUGAGUUUUUUUUUAAAAUAAUAAUAAAAAGAAUAUAACUGAUGUGUUGAAUGCAUGCAUUGACGCUGCCUUAUACAUAUAAAUGUAUACCUGGUAUUUAAAAAUUGUUUUCUGUCGAAU
Molecule: messenger RNA, 7728 nt
Organism: Lymnaea stagnalis (great pond snail)
Lineage: Eukaryota; Metazoa; Mollusca; Gastropoda; Lymnaeidae
Source: the annotation of a GenBank genome assembly